Molecule: messenger RNA, 753 nt
Organism: Mytilus trossulus (common blue mussel)
Lineage: Eukaryota; Metazoa; Mollusca; Bivalvia; Mytilida; Mytilidae
Product: probable thiopurine S-methyltransferase
Exons: 2
Coding region: 85-735 (216 amino acids)
Molecular function (GO): thiopurine S-methyltransferase activity
Source: RefSeq, a predicted model, not a curated record
CUGUGAUACAUUAAUAUAUAUUGUUUGACUUCAGGUAGUAAUACGCUUUAUUUCACUGGCUGAUUAACUGAACAAAAGGUUAAAAUGGAAGAGAACAUGACGGUGGACAUGUGGGCGAAGGCUUGGGAAGAGGGCAAAACAAGCCAUCUUCCAGAACUUUGCAAUGUAUUUACUAAACACUUUGACAAAAUGUUAAACAGUCGUAAAAAAGUUAAAUGUUUUGUCCCCCUCUGUGGAAAAGCUGUAGAAAUGAAAUGGCUUUGGGAUAAAGGUCAUGAAGUUGUCGGCGUCGAAUGUGGUGAGGUAGCACUUAAAGAAUUUUUUGAAGAAAACAAAAUCGGUUGUAGUCUAGUACAAAUUCCUGAGCUUAAAGGCAAGUUAUAUAAAAGUGAUGACGGAAGAAUACGGCUAUAUUGCUGCGAUUUUUAUCUGUUUAACUCAACUAUUGAAGGUGAAUUCGGGGCAGUUUGGGAUAGCGGUGCUCUAAAUGCCAUCAACGCCACUGACCAAGAGAAGUAUGUUGCUAUAAUCAAAUCUCUCAUGGGAAAUAAAUGCGUGAAUCUCACUGUUAUAGACGACGUUACAGAUUGGGAAAUCUCUGUUAAUUAUGACAAAAUGAAGACUUGGUUCAAUGAUGGAUUCAGUGUAGAAGCAAAUGAUUAUGUAAAAGCCAACAAAUCACUAGAAUCGUUUGGCAUCAAAGGACAACAACUGUACAUUAUAUCUAAAAAAUAAAAAUGUAAUUAUAACAUA